AUGUGUGUCCAUAAGAGUCAGGCCUGGUUGCGAGAGAGGAUCCUCAGUGACCGCGGUCACGAGCAGCAGAUGCAAAUCGCACAGUUAGUCAAGAUUGCCAACCGAAUGGGCUGCACAUCGGUCCAGCUUGCGAUUGGUGAGUUAAUUCAAGAUAUGAGAUGUGUUUUGAAAAAGUAUUUAUAA
Molecule: messenger RNA, 183 nt
Organism: Protopolystoma xenopodis
Lineage: Eukaryota; Metazoa; Platyhelminthes; Monogenea; Polystomatidea; Polystomatidae
Source: the annotation of a GenBank genome assembly